Molecule: messenger RNA, 1594 nt
Organism: Cyprinodon variegatus (sheepshead minnow)
Lineage: Eukaryota; Metazoa; Chordata; Actinopteri; Cyprinodontiformes; Cyprinodontidae
Product: dimethylaniline monooxygenase [N-oxide-forming] 5-like
Exons: 12
Coding region: 86-1594 (502 amino acids)
Molecular function (GO): N,N-dimethylaniline monooxygenase activity; flavin adenine dinucleotide binding; NADP binding
Source: RefSeq, a predicted model, not a curated record
AUUUGUCUCCAUUCCAACAAACUGAGAUCUCAGGCUGUUGCUCCUUACCCCGAGAAACACCAGCAUAAAAAAACUCAGCUUCAUCAUGGUGCAGAAAGUCGCAGUGAUCGGGGCCGGCCCCUCUGGUCUCACCAGCAUAAAGGCUUGUCUGGAUGAGGGCAUGGAGCCAACCUGCUUUGAAAGCAAGAACCGAGCCAGGGAAAAACCCGAGCCGAGCCCACGUCUGGACCUGGUCUGCAGUCAGCUCGAAAAUGUCCAGGAGAAAUUUAAUUUGGUCGACUACAGUGCAGCAGAACCGAGCCGUCAGCUCCGGGGCUCCGGGAACCCGAGCCAGACGGGGGCAGGGAGCCAGCAGACGUCAGUGAAGAAAGUCACAAAGAGACCAGACUUUCCUCGCACCGGUCAGUGGGAGGUGGUGACGGAGAACAAAGACGGAUUAGAGGAGAGGCAUGUGUUUGAUGCAGUUAUCUGCUGCUCCGGUCAUUUCAACUACCCUAACCUGCCUCUCAAAGACUUCCCAGGAAUUGAGACGUUUGAAGGGAAAUACUCCCACAGCUGGGAUUACAAGGGACCUGAGGAUAUGCACGGGAAGAGAGUGGUGGUCAUCGGCAUCGGUAACUCAGGAGGGGACAUUGCUGUGGAGAGCAGCAGAGUUGCAGAGCAGGUGUACCUGAGCACUCGCAGUGGUGCCUGGGUCAUCCGCCAGGUUUCUGAUGACGGCUUACCCGUCGACAGGUUCAACACGCGCUUCGUCCAUGUCUUGUUCAAGGUGCUGCCAAUGUGCUUGCUCAACUGGUUGGGUGAGAAGAAGCUCAAUGCCAUGUACGAUCAUGCAGUGUAUGGCCUCAAACCCAAACACAGGCUCUUCAGCCAGAUUCCAGUGAUCAACGAUGACCUCCCCUUUAGGAUUUUAUCUGGGUCGGUCCUCGUCAAGCCAAACGUGAAAGAGAUCCGUGGGUCCACUGUGGUCUUCAAUGAUGGCAGCACUGCGGAAAAUGUGGAUUUGAUUGUGUUCGCCACAGGAUACAACUAUGAUUUCCCCUACCUGCCAAAUGACGUAAUGUACAAGUCGGGGCACCGUGUGGGUCUGUACAAGCAUGUUAUCCCCCCGGUCCUUGAGCAUCCCACCCUGGCUAUCGUGGGCUUUAUCCAUUCUGACGGAGCCAUCAUGCCACAAGCUGAGAUGCAAGCCCGCUUCGUCUCUCGCGUCUUCAAAGGACAUAAGAAGCUUCCCUCCUGUCAGGCCAUGAUCAAGGCUGUGGAGAAGGACACCAAGAAUAUUGAGAAAAACUACGUUGUGUCGAGGCUGACGCCCCUGCAGGUGGACUUUGUUGAGUACAUGGACGACUUAGCAAAGGAUAUCGGAGUGCGCCCCAGUCUCCUCUGGCUCUUCUUCACCGACUUCCCGCUGUUCAAGCGGGUUUUCUGGGGACCCGUCACUGCUUACCAGUACCGACUGAUGGGGCCAGGAAAAUGGGACGGGGCCCGCAAGGCCAUCUUCACCCAGUUCGAUCGCUUGUACCAGCCUCUAAGAACCAGACAGGUCGGAAUGACCCUUGAACGGCCCGGACGCUUCGAUGAAGACCAACUCUAA